AUACUCGAAAAAUUGUGUUUUUGUUGUUGUACGCACGUUGUACAUGUUAACAAAUCCUAUUUUUACUAUUUUUAUCAUUAUAUAUUAAUAGUUGAUAUAUUUAUAUAAAUUUAGCUGAAAAAAUCAACUUUGGAAUAUCUAGUUGUUUUGUUAGUUGUUUGUUAAUAAAUAAAUGAAUUAAAUAUAUACGUUAAUGACUGAACAUAACCAUACUUUUUGUACAAAUUGCAAAAAUUUGUAAAUAACUUUUUAAUUAUUAUGAGUUGUAAAAUAAGACAACUGGUUCACAAAAAGGUUGCUGAAUCUUUUCAUAACUUGGACCACAUAAAAAAUGUACAAAUUCCGAAUUUGAAACUAAAGCGCAACGAAGAAGGGGAUACGUUUUCUUUUCAAUUACCAUUAAAAAAUAGAGAGUACGAUAUUCGUAGAGAAGCUGAUUGUUUAACAAAUAAUUUAAUUGAUAAUUAUGUGAAAAAUAUUGAACAUGGAAAAAAUGGAAAUAAUGAAUGGUUGUCAUUUCAAUUGCACAGAAAUCCAUAUAUUCAAAAUACUUUAAAUAAUAAUCUCAAAGAAAUAUUGCCACCUGUUAAUCAAAAUGUAAAGAAAAUUAUAGUAGAAUAUAGUUCUCCAAAUAUUGCGAAACCAUUUCACGUUGGUCACUUGAGAUCUACGAUAAUUGGCAAUUAUAUUUCAAAUGUAAAUCGAUAUUUAAAGAAUAAUGUAACGAGCAUAAAUUAUUUAGGCGAUUGGGGAACACAAUUUGGUUUUAUUCAACUUGGACGUGACUUGGGUAAUGUUUCCGAGACAGAAAUGAAAAAUGAUCCAAUUAAUAAUUUGUAUAAAGCAUAUGUUCAUGCAAAUAAUUUAAGUCUAAAAGAUCCAACAUUAAUUGAGAAAGCUAAAGAUAUUUUUCGAAAAUUAGAAGAAGGUGAUGAAGAAAAUUUGAAAGAAUGGGAAAUUAUAAGACAAUACACUGCCGAUGAAAUAAAAAAAACUUAUAGUCGAUUAGGCGUGACUUUUGAUGAAUAUCAUUGGGAAUCUAUGUAUAAUGCAAAAAAAUUACAACCACUUCUCUCUGAUUUACAACAAUUACAAUUAUUGACAAAUGAUGAUCAAAAUAGAAAAGUAAUUUGGUUACAUGAAAAAGAAAGUGUUCCUUUGAUAAAAAGCGAUGGGACUACAUUAUAUAUAACGAGAGAUAUUGCGGCAGCAAUUGAUAGAUUUAAUGAUUAUAAAUUUGAUUCAAUGUUAUAUGUCGUGGAUAAUUCACAAAGUGCACAUUUUACGAAAAUUAAAAAAAUUCUUGAACUUAUGCAACUUUCAUGGUCGAAUAGAAUAGAACAUGUGAAAUUUGGAAAAAUAAGGGGCAUGAGUACGAGAAAAGGGACGGCUGUAUUUUUAACUGAUAUACUCGAUGAAACAAGAACAGUUAUGAAAGAAAGACAGAUACAAUCUCCUAAUACGAAAAUUUUUUUGGGUUCAACUGAUGAGAGUACCGAUAUUCUUGGUAUUUCAGCAGUGAUUAUUAAUGAUUUGAAACAAAAACGAAUUCAAGAUUAUAAUUUCGACUGGAACAAGGCGUUAGAUAUAAGAGGUGAAACAGGUGUAAAAUUGCAAUACACACAUUGUAGAUUAGUGAGUUUAAUUGAAAAUAGUGAAAUGGAAAUCGCAAUGGAAUGUAAUCCAGAAAUAUUAAAGGAAUCAGUUGUAGAUGAAUUAGUUUUCGUUUUUGGCCUUUACGAGGAAAUGUUGCUUAAAUCUCAUGAAAAAUUGGAACCAUGUAUUUUUGUGAAUUACUUAUUUCGGUUAAGUCAUGUUAUUAACAAAUCAGUGGAGUUGUUGAGAGUUAAGGAUGAAUCACCGGAAAUAGCUGCACAGCGUUUACUUCUUUUUACGGUAGCUAAAAACUUUCUUGCUCAAGGAAUGAAAUUAGUAGGUUUAACACCAUUGAAAAAAAUGUAAGUUUCAUUGAAAGAAAAAAUUGUAGAGGAAUUAGAUAUUUUUACAAUAGAAUUUAAAUAAAUCUAAGAACAAUUUUGCAUUUAAAAAAA
Leptopilina boulardi is the source of this 2051-nucleotide messenger RNA. RefSeq names its product probable arginine--tRNA ligase, mitochondrial (gene ArgRS-m). Gene Ontology annotation, biological process: mitochondrial translation; arginyl-tRNA aminoacylation. The transcript is spliced from 5 exons. Gene Ontology annotation, cellular component: mitochondrion. The record is from RefSeq and is a predicted model, not a curated record. Bases 259 to 1962 code for a protein of 567 amino acids. NCBI's taxonomy places the organism in Eukaryota, Metazoa, Arthropoda, Insecta, Hymenoptera, Figitidae. Gene Ontology annotation, molecular function: arginine-tRNA ligase activity; ATP binding.